ACUGCCACUUUAUCCAACUGCCGCAUGUUACCCUUUAUUUUAUUUAGCAUGCCUGUGACCCGUUGCAAUAUUUUUUCUUCUUUUAAUUUUUACAAAGGGGCCGGGCAGGGUGACCGGUGGGACGCGUCUGACGGUGUGAGGGCAAAUAGACGUGACCUAGACUUUGAUGGAAGGAGGCCACGUGUACGGGCCGAGAGCAAAGAGAGCAGAACGCGGAGUGAGACGUGUACAAUGCACCAAUGCCCUUCGGCGCUGCCUAUGCGGUCCGCUGGCCCUUCCCCAUUAUUAUUAAUCCUUAUUUCACCUCCCCCCCCCCCCCAACCUUUUUGAAAAUCCCACAAAUAAACAAUUAGAAUUCCGUCUUCUGUUCUGCCGCUGCCGGAUUCUUCUUAAAGAAACAGCAUAGCAUUUUUAUCCCCUUUGGAAAAUCAAAGCAACUUUUCUUUUUCUCUUCCACCUCACUGGCCUCUAGCUCUAGGUGGUUGUCGUGUCAAGGUUUGGAGCCACUAUGACCCGCAUUCCCCCUACCGCCCAACUUUCCCUAACUUUACUUACUAUGUAACCUCCAACAGCAGCCCUCUUUCCACAAAUCCAACACGUGGUCGUCUUCUCCUACUUCUUCUAAGCGGACCUUCCAUCCAUCCCACCGCUAUAUAAACCCCUCUUCCCCUUCCCCUCUCUCCCCAGAACAGCGAGCUCCAUCCUCCCUCUUCUAAUUUUCUCUUCUGCCAAACACUCUCUCUCGUACCCCCGGAAAAUUGUCAAUCCCUCGUCGCCAGCCUCAGCCCCCCAGCUGCCUGUCUUGAUUGAUUUUCACGACGACAGAGAUCACCGACGGCGAUACAAAAAGAAGCAGAACAUAUAGCUAAAGACGCAAUUAAACAUGGCUUCUGCUGCAGCGACAUCUGGAAAUACAUGGGUGAAGACCAGAAUCAGCACUCCUUCGCACACUCAUUCCAAUAUUACAGAGUGGGGUUCUUGUGCGAAUUUCAUCCCUAUGUACAAGCCCACUACUACUACUACUACUACUACUAGUAAUACUUACAGAAGGCUAAACAUAAACUGCUCUGCUCAAUCCCCUUCUAUUUUCCAUUUCCCCAAACACACCGCAACCACCUAUCAACCCCAAAAGGAAACCUCCCGCUCUUCUAAUUCUUCUUCCCACAAGCCCAAUAAAACCCAAGACUGGAACUUCCUACAGAGAGCUGCAGCCAUGGCCUUGGACUCCGUCGAGGAGGCCUUGGUGUCCCGCGAGCGACAGCAUCCCCUCCCCAAAACCGCGGAUCCCCGAGUUCAAAUCGCCGGCAAUUUCGCCCCCGUGCCGGAGCAACCCGUCCGGCACGGGCUCCGGGUAACUGGCAAAAUCCCGGAAUGCAUUAGUGGCGUAUACGUUCGUAACGGGGCCAAUCCGCUCUUUGAGCCGCUCGCCGGCCACCACUUCUUCGACGGUGACGGCAUGGUCCACGCCGUCCAAUUCAAGUACGGGUCCGCGAGCUACGCCUGCCGGUUCACCGAAACCCAGCGGCUGGUUCAGGAGCGAGCACUUGGACGGCCGGUCUUCCCCAAGGCCAUCGGCGAGCUCCACGGCCACUCCGGCAUCGCCCGGCUCCUCCUCUUCUACACCCGCGGACUCUUUGGCCUCGUCGACCACCGGCAUGGCACGGGCGUCGCCAACGCCGGCCUCGUCUACUUCAACGGUCGCCUUCUUGCCAUGUCGGAAGAUGACUUGCCGUACCAAGUCCGCGUGACUCCCACCGGCGACCUGGAGACUGUCGGCCGGUUCGACUUCGACGGGCAGCUAGAAUCCACCAUGAUUGCGCACCCAAAGGUUGACCCUGUUUCCGGCGAGUUCUUCGCUCUCAGCUACGAUGUCGUUCAGAAGCCGCAUCUCAAGUACUUCCGCUUCUCGCGGGAGGGCCUGAAGUCCCCUGACGUUGAAAUCCCCCUCGCCGAGCCCACCAUGAUGCAUGAUUUCGCAAUUACAGAGAAAUUUGUCGUAAUCCCAGAUCAACAGGUGGUGUUCAAGCUGCAGGAAAUGAUCGGCGGUGGCUCGCCGGUGAUCUACGACAAAAAGAAGGUGGCCCGAUUCGGGAUUUUGGAAAAAAAUGCAAGUGAUGCGUCUGGGAUCAGAUGGAUUGAUGUGCCUAAUUGCUUCUGCUUUCACCUUUGGAACGCGUGGGAGGAGCUGGAAUCCGACGAGGUCGUCGUGAUCGGAUCCUGCAUGACGCCAGCGGACUCCAUUUUUAACGAAAGCGAAGAAGGCCUCCAGAGCGUAUUAUCCGAAAUUCGACUCAACUUGAGGACCGGUAAAUCGACUCGGCGCCCCAUAAUAUCGGAUCCGCAGCAACAAGUGAACCUGGAAGCAGGGAUGGUGAACCGGAACCGGCUCGGGAGGAAAACCCGGUUCGCGUACCUCGCGAUAGCCGAGCCGUGGCCCAAGGUGUCGGGGUUUGCGAAAGUAGACCUGGAAACAGGGGAAGUUCAGAAGUACAUAUACGGAGAGCAGAGGUACGGCGGCGAGCCUCUUUUCCUUCCCGUAGAGCUCAGCUCGGGAAAAGAAGACGAUGGGUACCUCAUGGCUUUCGUCCACGACGAAAGGACAAGGACGUCAGAACUGCAGAUAGUGAACGCUGUGAAUUUGACUAUGGAAGCUUCCGUAAAGCUUCCUUCACGAGUUCCUUACGGUUUUCACGGCACGUUUAUUAACUCGGAAGAAUUACUGAAACAGGUUUAGCAGUUUGGGAUGGGAGUAUUUUAGUAGCGUUGAGGACCGGAGGAGAAUUGCCAGUGGGAUUGUUGCAGAUAAAGUCCCCGGAGUCUCCCGGCCAGUACUUCACAGUACAAUUGACCCUUUUUCAUGGGUUACUCUGUUUUUUGUUUGUGUUUUUGUUUUUUUACUGUGUAGAUGUUGUCAAGAACCAAGCUUGUAGCUUUUGGUGCAUAAGAGAAGCUCAGCUGGUUUUUGUUUGUUUUUUUACUGUGUAGAUGUUGUCAAGAACCAAGCUUGUAGCUUUUGGUGCAUAAGAGAAGCUCAGCUGGUUUUUUUUUUUACUUUCCUUGCACUCCUCUCCUCUGUUGCUGUGCAUGAAAUGGUUAUAUAUAAUUAAUUACAGUGGAUGGAGAUUGCGAUGUAUUGCUUCA
Messenger RNA from Malania oleifera, 3141 nucleotides. RefSeq names its product 9-cis-epoxycarotenoid dioxygenase NCED1, chloroplastic. Gene Ontology annotation, cellular component: chloroplast stroma. The transcript has a single exon. Lineage: Eukaryota; Viridiplantae; Streptophyta; Magnoliopsida; Santalales; Ximeniaceae. Gene Ontology annotation, molecular function: carotenoid dioxygenase activity. The coding region runs from base 884 to 2734 and encodes 616 amino acids. Gene Ontology annotation, biological process: carotene catabolic process. The record is from RefSeq and is a predicted model, not a curated record.